Molecule: messenger RNA, 2150 nt
Organism: Camellia sinensis
Lineage: Eukaryota; Viridiplantae; Streptophyta; Magnoliopsida; Ericales; Theaceae
Product: F-box protein SKIP23
Source: RefSeq, a predicted model, not a curated record
UACAUUUAUACAUAGAAUUGGUGGGCAGAGACAGAGACAGAGACAGACACAGAGAAACAUGGACGGAAAUGAUGAUGAUGAUAAACAGGUCCAGUGGUCUACACUUCCGAAAGAUGUGAUACCCAUUCUCAGCAACCGCCUCGAAACUCGCAUCGACCUCCUCCGCUUCCGCUCCGUCUGUCGCUCAUGGCGCUCCUCCUCCGCCGCCUCUCUCUCUUCACCUCCUCUCUCUCUCCCCAACCUCCCUUUCCCCUUCUCUCCCCUCGCCGCCGACCCCCGCCGUGGCACCUUCACCGCCGCCGCAACCACCGUCUUCCUCCUCCAACCGUUCGACGAAAUUCCCCACAGAACUACUUCCCACUAUCUAAUCAAGGUCGAAGAAGAUGCCAAAACCCGUCUCGUCUGUCCAGUCUCGGACCUGGUCCAAACCCGUUUUCCCGCUGGGUUUCCGAAAGAAGUCAAUUUAUUGGAGUUUCGCAUAUCUCAAGUUCACAAUUCCUACACAUUUCGAAACCUCGAGCUAUUGAAUUGUAAGCCAAUCGAAGCUGGGCUUCCAUUUGUGAAGAAAAUUCUUGUUCUGGGUUCGAACCCAGAUAGUAGAAUCGUUGUUGUGGUGUAUGAGAUGUGGGAUUUGGAUGGAAGAUUGGCUAUGUUGAGAGUUGGAGACGAUUCAUGGACUCCAAUUCAUACCCAACACUUUGUUUGUGAUGAUGUUAUAGUCUAUAAAGGGAAUUUCUACACUGUUGAUCGAUCAGGCAGAGCUUUCGUGCUCGGCCCGAAUAUGAAUUUGAUUGAAAUUGCGCCACCGCCAACAAAUGAAAAUGGGAAGAAGAAGAAGAAGCAUUUGGUUGAGUCCAUUGGUGAUCUGCUUUUGGUUGAUAAGUAUUUUGAAUUACACGAAAGGAAUGUUUUUUACUACAAAGAUGGGAAAGAGAGGGUUAAGAGUAGUAAUCGUGAAAUGGUGUCUGAAAUGAGAGUUUAUAGGUUGAAUGUAGAUGAACAUAGAUGGGUUGAGGUGAGAAGCCUCGAAGAUCAGAUUUUGUUUGUGGGUGAUGAUUGUUCCUACUCUGUUUCGGCUAGGGAGUUUCCUGGAUGUAGAGGGAACAGGGUUGUUUAUGAGGAUCAUGCUGUGGCUUCUCAAAUUGAGGAAGAAGAUGAGUUGUUUGAUGGAUUGUGGGUUUAUCAAAUUGGUGUGUUUAACUUGGGAAAUGGGCGUGUUCGGUCGCUAGCAACUUGUCCUCGGCUUGCAAGGAUCUUCUGGCCACCUCCAUCUUCAUCUGGGUGCUCAAUUGCAGAAAACACAGAUCUGAAAGCCAAAUCUGUGAAAGAAACCAGCAUUGGCAAUCCAACCAGCUCACCCUUUGGCGGCACAUUGUUCCCAAUGUCAAACACAGGAAGAAGCAGCACUUUUGGAUCGAGUGCUUCCAAAGUGGUCAGCUCAAUCACCAGUUUUGGUGCAAGUUCUUCGGCUACCUCUUCUAGUAUAUUUGGUUCUACUUGGCAGCCGGCCAAAUCUUCAAUCUCAACUUGCUCGUCCGUGUCGCUGUCAAGUGGGCCCUUACAAUCCUUCAUUGCAGCUACCAACAGUGUACCUACAGUCUUUGGAUCAUUUACUGCUACCUCAUCCACUUCAACUCGUGCUACCUCUUCUUCCCAAGCUCAGCCUGUUUUUAGUGCCUCCAUUCCCGUCUUCACGGCUGCCUCGGGUAAUAACGAUCAGGUCAAAACUGCCUCGGGUAAUAACAAUCGGGUCAAAACAAAGGACUGCAUAGGCAAAGACGACCCGGUCCAGGCAUCCACUGGCUUCACGUUUGGUACAGCCGCUCCAUUGGUGAAAAACCCCUUUCAAUUUGAUAUCCAACAGAAUCAAAGCAUUCCACAAAACCCUUCUCAAUUUGGUGCAUUUUCCGGUAGUGUAGAAUUUAGUAUUGGCGGCGAGUUCUCAUUGUGUUCUGGCAGGGACAAGUCUAAUCGUAAAAUUGUCAGAGUUAAACACAAAAAUAGGAGGAGGAGGUAUAUCAUUGAACAAAAUCUUUAGAGCUUGAAAUUAGUGUCUGUUUUCUGUUUCGGUCAGUUUAUUUGAGUCUCUUGGUGCUGACAAAUGUCUAUAGGCACGUUUGGGCUUUGAAGUCUGAUGAUUAUGUUUUGUU